Molecule: messenger RNA, 2659 nt
Organism: Chrysoperla carnea
Lineage: Eukaryota; Metazoa; Arthropoda; Insecta; Neuroptera; Chrysopidae
Exons: 6
Coding region: 346-2256 (636 amino acids)
Molecular function (GO): sequence-specific DNA binding
Source: RefSeq, a predicted model, not a curated record
UUCUGUUGAAACACUUUCAUAAUAAGGAUUCGAUCCAUUUUAAUGCAUUCCUCUCUAAUGUUCAAGAAGAAGGAAUUAUUUUAUAUUUGUCAUUAUUCCAACUUUCAAGUAAAAGUAAACAUUUCACAACUUUUCAUAUGUCAUAAACGCAGAAACCUAUUGACAUUAUAGUACAAAUGGAUUGCGCGUGGCUCAGAGAGUGUGUCAUAGAAUAAUAUAAUGGAGUGUGCCAACAACUGAGGUAAUUUCUUGGGUCAGUUUCAACAUGGCGAUUGUCGAGACGCAGCUGUCGAGCUGUCACUGACCUUUAUUUACUUAUCAAGUGUGUCGAAAAUAUUUAACAACAUGCCCGCGCAACGUUGUUGUUUCAUUUGUGGUUUAGUGAAAUGUGUGGACCCUGUUUCGUUUCACAGGUUUCCUAAAGAUCCAGAAAAAAUAAAAACAUGGACGAACUUUUUCAAUUUACCAUCUGAUUCUGCGAAGAAUUACAAUACGGAACAUAUCCGUAUAUGUAGUAGGCACUUCCAAACUGCAGAUUUCAUUGAAUGCAAAAAUUCACAAAAAAAACUUCUUCGUCCCAAUGCCGUUCCUUCAAUAAAACUUGACAUCAAUGAAACAGUACGAAAGCGAUUUCGCCUCGCAAAAUCGCCAAAGGUACGAAAACAAAAACAGCGAAAGAACGAUGAUAACGAUAAAAAUGAAAGUACUGGUAAUAAUCCAGUCAACAAUGAAGGUCAAGGACAACAGAUGGUAUACAAGACGAGCUGCCCAAAAACUUGUGUGGUGUGUCGAUUUCAGAGCCACUUGUCACAGUCAUAUUUCAGAUUUCCGAAAGACAACAGGCGCUCACAGUGGCUAGCAGCUUGCAAUAUUAACUCUGUCACCGAUGAAAUGCGACUUUGCAGCCGUCAUUUUGCAGACGACUGUUUUGUACGCACACCUGGAUCAUCUAAACGAGCGGCCUUAAGAAGCACAGCUAUGCCAACUUUAUUUUUACCAAAAUCAUCUGAAACAAUUGCACAGGAUGUUGAAAUUCAAGACAGAGCAAAUGGAAACGCAUCAGCUAAUUUUUAUGUUUCAACUAUGACCAAGAUUUGUGACAAAAUCAACGUAUUGCGGUCAGAAGCAGAUAAUACUGACAUAACAAAUACGCAAGGCAAUGCUAUUGAAGUAGAGAAUUUAGAGGAUCCACUUCCUGAAAUUAUCUCUGUGUCAACAGCUGGAGCUAUCUGUGCUGAAGUUUUACAGACUGAAGUAAAUAAAGCAGAAGUUACACCUCAUACUGAAAAGAACGUUACAGGACUGUUGGUCGAAAUGAAACGACAACCAACUACAAGAAAACGAAAAUUACCAAAAAAUAAAUCUGGCAAAGUUUACAGACUACCAAUACGACAAAAAAUUUUUAGAUCAUCCACUUCUAAAUCGGUACGGACGCAAACAGAAGUAUUUAUGGAUUGGAAGAAAUUUUUAACAAUGGCACAUUUAGAUCGAUACUCAAUGAACAUCAUGUUUGGAUUACCAAGUCUAUACAAAAUUGUAAAAUUUUUGAAAAUGUGGGGUAUAAAUGAGACUAUUAUGAAAAUUCCUGAUCAAUUAAUUUUAACUAUUUGGAAAUAUCGUUUUAAUUUAAAUUUAAAUUCCUAUUCAUAUAUGUUUUCAUAUAAUGAGAAAACUGCGUUAAGUUCGGAUAUAUUAAACGAUUGUUUUCAUAUUGGAACUGAAAGUUUAUAUAGAUAUGUCCAAGAAUUCGAAGAAAGGAAUAUUCAAGAGUUAGGCCGUUUAAUGUCACGACGAAUAUAUUUAGAUGUGUUUGAAAUCCCUGUAGUGUCACACUUAACUUUUGACCAAAUGAACUAUUCUACGCAAAGAGGCACAACUACAUUUAAGACAAUUGUUCUAUUUGUUGGAAAUUUACAAUAUUUCUAUGUAUCCGAUUUAUAUGGGGGUUCGACAAAAAUUUCACAUAUUAUUAAAACGUCACAAAUUGGAAAUGUAGUUAGACCUGAUGAUUAUAUAAUAUAUUCGAAAAAAAUUACAGAAUCAGAGGCAUCAUUGAUUAAUGCGAAUAUUGUAGAUAGUUUUCCUGAUGACCGAAAAAUGUUAUUUUCUACAAUUGAAAUGAGACUUCGAAAACAAUUUAAAAUUUUGAAUGAGAGUUUACCCAUUCAUUAUUGGCCUAUCGCUAAUCAAAUAUUUCAUAAUUGUGUGUCGCUAUUUAAUAUGAGUUUAAAAGGUACCGUCGUAACGCAAAAGUAAUUAUUCAUAUUAAAAUCACAAUACUGGUAAUACAAUGAAUUUUUCUUCAGUAACGAAUAUAAAAAUUAUCAACUGUGGUGUGGAAGGAGCUUAGUCUUUAUAUCGGCCGUGUAAACUUUCUAAUAAAUUUUCUUAUCGUAUAGAAAUUUCCCCAGUCGUUGUAUAGUCAAAAUCAGUUAGGUCUUUGUUCUAGUUUUGUUUAAAUGGAGAUACUCUCAUGUGUCAAAAUGCAAAGUUGAAUUUGGCUGAUUUUUUAUACGUUUAUUUGGCCGCAAUCUGCCGUGGUGGAAAUAUCUGUUUUAAAAGAAUAUGUUUAUGAAGUGGUGUUCGUAAAAAUAUGGACAAAGACAUAAAAAAAAAAUCAUUUUUGACUGAAAUCAUUUUUCCAUUUCGUUUCGAAGAG